UCAGCUCUCCUUCUCACUCUCUUUCCCUCUUGCCCUCACUAGCUCUCGUUCUGUCUCCCUCCCUAACUCCUGCUCUCUCCCUCUUUAUUUCGAGUGUUCGACUGUCGGGAGCAGCUAGUCAGUGCGUCGUCAGCCUCCGCGUCGUCGCGUCUGAUUUUUACUCCUUCCGACCUUCUUAUUUCUCCUUUGCAAUUCGUUCAAAGGAAAUACGAACGUAUCGUGAAAUUGUCAGUUUACCUGGUCAUUUCAUCCAGUGAAAAGAAACGAGUCUCGCCCCUUUCUACGAUUAACCAAAUAAAUUUGAUUUCCCCGUUUUCCAUUGUACUCGGUUGUGAUCAGCGACGGUUGAACGAUUCUUUCUAAGGAGCAGGAGGGGGGCAAGGGCCGAAAAUUAGUUUCGUUGAAAGAGGGUGUUCGGUGCACUGCACUCUUUGACUUCUAAUGAAUUAAACACUAGUUUUCUGUUAGUGAAUUUCUUCGGGACGUCGAAGAUACCCUUGCCGAUGCGUGAGACUUCGUUUAUAUAAACAGGUGUCUUCGUUGAAACAUAACACGUCGUGCCUUGACGUUAUGUGCCACUUAAAGAAUCAGCCUCGCCGUGAAAAUCGUCAAUCGGAUAAUCUGGACAUAAAGAACCGUUGAGUCGAUAAUAUUGCGGAAGAGCGUCUCCGUAACACGCGCGCGAAGAAGCUGAUCACAGGAAAGCUGUUCGUUUGGCGAUGAUGAGGAAGACCACCACAGUGAUCGUUUCAGAUGAUGAAAAAGCGAGCCCGGUGAAACUGGCGGUACAGCAGGGAUGAAAAUCUAUCGAGUAACACAUGUGUCAGACCUGCCUUGCACGAGACGAGAGCGUCUCGUCUGGGCUAGGAGAUCGAAAGUAAUCUUAAAUAUUAAAAGCGGUACUCAAAGAGAAAAUGGAGCACAAGCCGACACUCAUGCUCGCACCUGCACUCAGCAACAGCAGUUGUUGGCGAAGAGACACGUCCGAAGCCGCUUGGACCUCGCCGGGACCAGGAGAACUGUUACGUGCAAUUUUAAUCCUUUUCUUAAGCCUGGGGAUCCUUUGCGCGAACUUACUGGUAAUAUGCGUCAUUAACAGCAGACGAUACAGCAAAUACAUCCACGCGCAGCCGAGAUAUUUGUUGACGAGUCUGGCGAGCAAUGACUUGGCUAUUGGACUGUUGGUUACUCCAUUCGGUUUCCUGCCAGCCAUUUAUGGAUGCUGGCCUUAUGGAGAAGUCGUCUGUCAAAUUCAGGCACUCCUUAGAGGAGCCUUAACUCAACAAAGUGCUGUUAUUCUUGUCUGCAUGGCAAUUGAUCGUUACGUUUGUAUGCUGCACCCUCACCAUUAUCAUAAGCACGCAUCUAAAAAGUAUUACAUGCGGCAGGGUUGCGUGGCCGUGAUGUCAACUACAUGGAUAGCGAGCGUGGCCAUCUUCGGUGCACUCGUGCUUCCAAGAGGUGGUUAUUAUUUCAACGGUUCCGGCCUCCUCGCAUGCGACCCUUUCUUCGCCAGAGCGUCACUUAGGAUCCUCGCGUGCUGCAGUUUUUAUUUUCCUACAACGAUGGUGUUGAUGUAUUGUUACGGUUCAGCCUUCCACGUUAACAAACUGCGUCUCAAGAGGGUGGUUUGCAUUAAUACUCCGGAAGUCGUUAGGGGAGGCCAUAUGGAGCGGCUUGUAGAUCACGAAAGACGGCUGUCAACUUCUGCCUCAAGGACAAUGGCUGCGAUGAGUUUAGGAUUCAUUGUUAUGGUCACGCCAUGGACAAUUCAGGAAGUUGUUGCAGCUUGUACCGGAAGUAAACCACCGCCGUUCCUUGACUUUCUGGCCACAUGGCUCGCCCUGUCUAAUAGCUUUUGGAAUCCAUUUCUAUACUGGCUAUUCAACAAUCAUUUUCGCCGGAUUUCUAGGGAACUACUUUACACUAAAAUAUUAUGUAGACCAAAGCCAUUAGGAUCGAAACAGCAUUGUUGCGCGACUAGCACAGGCGGUCUUGACGUUUGCAGUAUGGGUGGUGUCGACUUAUCAGGUUUAGAACGCUGUUCAAUUGACCGUUGUUCAAUGGCUCGGUGUUCCUCAUCAUCAUUAACUAAUACGCUACCGCUCCCUUGGGAAACCGGGCACAUUGCACACAGUGAUACUACACCUACGUGAGGUAGGAAUGCUGCCACGCAAACGGAGGAUUUGAGAUCUCCAACUCAAGUUAGUUAGUAUAGCGUGGCGGCAGAAUGGCAUCCGAUACAUCGUGACGUUCAACAAGUACAACGGUCAUCUCAAAUUUUUCGAAACAAUUCAUCUUCUUUGCUACGUGGAUACCCUUCGCACGUAGACUCAGCAGACGUCGAAGAAACGGCACAAAUUCAAUAUGAUUAUCGACUUCAGUUGGAGAAUACUCGUUUCAAGAGUAUGCCUGAUCUGAUUCUAGAUCUUGAACAUAAUUAAUAUACAUGUAAUCUCAGGUACUUCAUAUUAAAUAUAAGCGAGUUAGGCAUGCCAGCAAAGUUUGCCAAAUCAAAGCGAGGUUAUCGAUGAUCCUUAUUACUAACUGAAAAGUGAUCAGAAUUUUAUAUUAUAGGGUAUUAUUGUCUAAUGGAAUAUGACAGAACAUACUUCUUUGAAACAAGAGGUUAUGGUUUUUUCAUAAUUUGCAUUAGAGUCAAAAUAACUGCCUUCGGCAUUAAAAUACCAAAUGAAUAAAUAAACAAAUACAUAAAUAAUUAAAUAGAAGAAUAAAUGAAUUAAUGUAGUUCAACGUGAAGCUCUUUUAGAUAUGACUUUUUGCAUUACAUCAAAGUAAUGUGAAACUAGAGAAUUUUGGAGAUUAUUGUAUAUUAAUGUUACCAUUAGCUUUAAAUGACAUUAGCCUAAAAACGCAUCAAUGGAACUCACAUAUUUAUUAUUUGUCACAAAAACAUGAUCAUGAUAAUCGCACAAAUUGCAAAUAAAAGUUAAUAUUUACCAUCUUGCUUUUGCAUUGUUUUAUUGCUCUCUAUCACUUAGGUAAUAAUAUUCAUAUUGUUCUUCUUCGGGCACUAAAGUUAUAACAACGUAUUAAUAUAAUUAUUUUUAAAUUAUUUAAUACAAUUUCAUAUUUAAUUUAAUGUCAUUUUAAUUAUUUAUUAGUUUGCUCCUAUGUUUCGGGAUUUCAUUAUUUAAUUACUUGAAAAUACGGUGAAUGCUUGCCAAAUGAAAACGUGUGCUUUGUCACAGUAGAAAUAAAGAUAUUGAGGGUACCUAUAAAGUAAUGUCGUCUCGAUCCGACGUUUGUCGUUGAAUCAAUGCUGCAAACUUCGUGUGAAACAAGUCGAUGAUCUAUUAGCACUAAAGUGACCUCAAACACUAUCCUUGAAAGCUGCUUAAAAUUACUGGAAGAUUAAAUAUCAUUUAAAAAGAAUGAGUUCAAAUAAACUGAUGAAAGAGCAUAUCCGACAUUGUAUGCUUUACAAACUUCGUAAAGGAAACAGUGCUACGUUACAACAAUCAAUAUUAAUAGCGUUUAUAAGUGUCCGCAAAUGUUAAUGAUGGCUCACAAAACUUUAAAACAGGAACUUCGAUGAGAGAUCAGGAAGUCCGUCCCUUCUUAACCCUUUACGGUCCGAAUUAAUUUUUCCUAUUCCCAGUAGUCCCGCAAAAAAAAUCAGAGAACUUGAUUGGAAAACUUUAGUACAUCCGCCCUUCUCCCCUGACCUAGCCCCAUCCGAUUUUCAUUUAUUUAGAUCUCUACAGCAUUUUUUAGAUAGUAAAAAAUAGUUCAAUUACAAAGAUGUUAAAAACAGAAUACAAAAGUAUUUUAAUGAAAAAUUAAGAGAUUUUUGUAAAAGGGACAUACAAAAGCUCAUUUCCAGUUGAUAAAAUGUCAUAGACAAUUACGGCGACUAUCUCAUUGACUGUGUGUUUCAUAUAUGAUUUAAAAAAUUUAAAUAAACGUUAAUUUCAAGAAACGACAUUACCUAUGGAUACCCCUAAUAGAUUCAUGUCUUCAUUCUAGGAUAAUAGUAUCUUUAAGAAGUGUAGGUUUGCAGGAAUUCAUGUUUGAAAUGAAUUGUAUAUGCGUAUAAUGAACCAUACAGUUAAUGCUCACAAGUUCAUGUCGUUGUCAAUUCUAAAACAAGGACAAUAUUUUCACAAAAUAACAAUUAGCGAUUAUUAACAUCUGUAAUCAGACAAUUAACAGGUUCAUUUUCACUCUUACAAUAGUGUAUUUGAGAGACUUCUGGCAUAAACUUAAAAUCUGCACGGGAGUUUUAAGUAAUGAGAUUUUCUGUCUAAGAUUCGAAGAUAUCUAGGAUACUGAUACUAUUUCAGUACAAUAUAAAUCAUUCACGAAUCUUAUUCGGUUAGUACAGAUUAAGCAUUCUAUAUCCUUCACUGCUACUGCAUGUACUUAAUUUAACUUGUUGGGAUCAUGUAACAUACAAUGGGGUUACUUGAAAGAGGGAAACAUUAUUUAUUGAAUAUAAUGUCACAGAAGGACAGGUCUUAUUGUUUUUUGAGCAUAAAUAUUUCUAUGCAUACGUUUGUUUCAUAAAUUAUUCUACAUGUAUAAUUAUAUUUUCAUAUGUGUAAUUAUUUCGAGUAAUUAUCUUCAGUUACUAAGGGUUAUUCAAAAGAAUUAUAUUCUAAGAAUCUUCCACGUGAAAUUAGCGUUGUAAGAAUUUUGUCUGUGAGACACAGUGAGCGUGAGGGACAUCAUAUUGUACAUAUGUAGUAAGUACAUUAGAAGUAAUGAUUUCGAACUAAUUUGGAAAUAUUAAGUUUUUAAAUAAAGUAUUUAAUAAUAAAAUUUCCUUAAAAUCAAUACACUGUAAUAGAAUGGGAAAAAGGGAAAUUUGAUAUUAAUAUAUACUCAAUAAUCUAUAGUGUACUAUUAAAAUCUUUCUUGGUCUUUUUAUUGGAUAAAUACUGUGUAGGAUAAUUGAAACUACUGUUGUACAAGACAAAUCAUAAUACUAACCAAGUUUUCA
Molecule: messenger RNA, 4966 nt
Organism: Nomia melanderi (Alkali bee)
Lineage: Eukaryota; Metazoa; Arthropoda; Insecta; Hymenoptera; Halictidae
Product: trace amine-associated receptor 8c
Biological process (GO): neuropeptide signaling pathway
Cellular component (GO): plasma membrane
Molecular function (GO): corazonin receptor activity
Source: RefSeq, a predicted model, not a curated record